AUGAGAUCCAUCGGGUUGCUCGGUGACGUCCCCACUACGUCCUUUUUCAGUAUGAUGCCGAUGAGCUUACCUUCCUCUUUCUCUCCCAAGCGCAAACGAGAGCCCUCAGAAUCAGACUUCUAUAGCCCCUCAGCCUCACCCACAUCGCUAGCCUCUAUCGAUAGUUUUCAAGAGGUUCCACUUCGGGACGAGGACGAGCUGGAAAGCUAUAGUCCUCGCGCUGCAGUGGCUGGACGAUUCGGAGAGUUAGCCAUUCGUGGCGACCUUCUUUCGGACCCUGGAACUUUGACUUGCAACUCGCGGCUAGGAUCUCUGGCUCUACCGGCGCAGAAAGCAUGCGAGCCUGACAGCCACGAGCUCAAGAAUAUGCCUGAAGCCCUACCGGCAACUAGCAGCGAACCUGGUGACCGCCAAGCUUUGCGAUUCGAGCCGCCCGCAACACAGGAUCCGACUCCCUUGCCGACUUCCUUGUCUAUUUCCCCCUCAAAGAGGAAGUCUGAAACUUUCUCUCGCAAACAGUUGAAUCCAUCAUCGCCAUCUAAACGCAAACAACGACUAUCCCCCCUCCUGCGGACACUCCGCCACAACCCAUCCGACCCAACGGAUGAUGGAUAUGGGAUCAACGGUAUAGGCUUCAAGCCCACCGCCUCAAUUGCGUGGGAAAGAUCACAGAAGCGACAAAAGCAAGUGGCAGAAUGGAAGAAUCGCGAAGCCCGGGAAGCUCGUGAAAGACGACGCGAAAGGAGGAGGGAUGGCGUUGAGCUAGAUAAAUUGCACGGCAGAAACGAAGAUGCCAUUCAGAAGCGCGUGAAAUUCAAUUUCUAG
Molecule: messenger RNA, 825 nt
Organism: Penicillium robsamsonii
Lineage: Eukaryota; Fungi; Ascomycota; Eurotiomycetes; Eurotiales; Aspergillaceae
Exons: 2
Coding region: 1-825 (274 amino acids)
Source: RefSeq, a predicted model, not a curated record